Messenger RNA from Necator americanus (New World hookworm), 1398 nucleotides. RefSeq lists its product as uncharacterized. The record is from RefSeq and is a predicted model, not a curated record. Gene Ontology annotation, molecular function: DNA-binding transcription factor activity, RNA polymerase II-specific; RNA polymerase II cis-regulatory region sequence-specific DNA binding. The transcript is spliced from 12 exons. The coding region runs from base 1 to 1398 and encodes 465 amino acids. NCBI's taxonomy places the organism in Eukaryota, Metazoa, Nematoda, Chromadorea, Rhabditida, Ancylostomatidae. Gene Ontology annotation, biological process: cell fate commitment; regulation of transcription by RNA polymerase II. Gene Ontology annotation, cellular component: nucleus.
AUGAGCAGCCGCCGAAAGGCCAAUCCAACAAGAUUCAGCGAAUCAGAACUUGGCGACAUUGUGCAGAAACCAUCCACAUCCGUGCAGAAUCUCUCCGAAAUGAUCGAACACAUUGUGGAUCAUACAAAAACCCAUCACAUUAUGAUGACAGAUGAGGACAUGGAUAGUUCACCUAAUCCAGCCGCGUCACCUCCGCCAGCUUCAAUUAAAAGCAGUGCUAGUAGCACUUCUGAACACACAAGCACGUCCGCCACUACAGGAGUUACUGAUUAUCCUGAUAUUCUUGCUCAAACCGAACAAGGUUGUACUGUCCUAAUUGACGGAAAUACGCUCAGGGAGCUCUUGAACUCUUUCGAAUCCCACGACGGAAAGCUUGAUCUCAUUCAAAACGUGAUAAGACAGCUAACAACACUAAAAGAACGACUAUCAAGCGAGGAGCUGUCUAAGGAGGACAAAGAGGAACAGUCGGACGCUUUCAUAAAAGAAGAUCCAACAAAUCAGAAAAUGCAGUCGGACACAUUUGAUGACAUGCUUCUACGGCAACAAAUGCUGAUUCAUCAGCAAAAUCAACAACGAAUUCUGGCAAUGAUGGCUCAGCCAAACUUAUCCCUGCUCUUUCCAGGAGCUCCUUAUGAACAUUUGCUUGGAAAUGGAAUCAUUGGCGCCAGUAUGCCGUCAAUCCUACAGCAGAAUUUAGCUGCAUCACUAGCAGUGGUCACACCGAAGCCGAAACCCGAAAAAAUUCCUGAUUGUCCACUUAAUUUGACAAAGGUAAAAACGGAGGAGAUCAGCAAGCCCAGCCCGAUGAUCCCAACGUUGUCAACCUCACCGAUGGCUCCCUCAAACAUUCUCGCUUCUGCGUUCACUAACCACUCCCCAGCAUCUUCUGGGAAAAGCACACCUGGAAACGGAUCUCUUCUAACUUCAAUGGAACCUCCAGCAGCUGUUCGAGCUCAAGCAAAAUCGCCAAACCAUAUUAAACGACCUAUGAACGCUUUCAUGGUAUGGGCACGCGAUGAAAGAAGAAAGAUUCUGAAGGCACAUCCAGACAUGCAUAACAGUAACAUUAGCAAGAUUCUUGGAAAUCGAUGGAAAUCCAUGAGUAAUUCCGAGAAGCAGCCAUAUUAUGAGGAGCAGUCUCGUUUAAGUAAGCUACACAUGGAGCAACAUCCUGACUACCGCUACAGGCCACGACCGAAAAGGACAUGCUUAGUGGAUGGGAAGAAGGUGCGUAUCAAUGAGUACAAGACCAUGAUGAAGAAGAAGGAGCCGAGUUGGCCCGAAGAUCAGUCGAUAUCUCCGACAUCUCAGCUAGACUUUUCGGGUUUGACGGGUGCUGCGCUACUAGCGGACUUCGCCCAUCAUCAUCAGUCCCAUAUGUUGCAGACUGCGGAGUAG